Molecule: messenger RNA, 1005 nt
Organism: Closterium sp. Naga37s-1
Lineage: Eukaryota; Viridiplantae; Streptophyta; Zygnematophyceae; Desmidiales; Closteriaceae
Source: the annotation of a GenBank genome assembly
AUGGGGGUGGCGGGUGUGGCGCGUCCUGCUGUCGCCCGAGCGGCUCCUGCACCGCCCCCCCUCCCCCCCCCCCCCCGCCCUUUUCUCCUCUCUCUCUCCCUGCCGCACCCUGUGUUGGGAGGGGGGGGGAGCUUGGAGGUUCAGAGGGAGGCAGGAGGGGAUCUGCAGCACCAGCCCCCCCCCCACCCCCCCCCCCUUUCUCCUCCACCCCUGCUGCGGAGGGAGGCAGGAGGGGAUCUGCAGCACCAGCCCCCCCCCCCGCCCCCCCCCCUUUCUCCUCCACCCCUGCUGCGGGUGCAGCAGUGGGGGGGAGGGGAUCUGCAGCAGCAGUGGGGGGAGGGGAUUUGCAGCAUCAGCCCCCCCCCCCCCCUCCCCCCCCGCCCUUUUCUCCUCUCUCUCUCCCUGCCGCACCCUGUAUUGGGAGGGGGGGGGAGCUUGGAGGUUCAGGGGGAGGCAGGAGGGGAUCUGCAGCACCAGCCCCCCCCGCCCCCCCCUUUCUCCUCCACCCCUACUGCGGGUGCAGCAGUGGGGGGGAGGGGAUCUGCAGCAGCAGUGGGGGGAGGGGAGUUGCAGCAUCAGCCCCCCCACCCCCCACUUCUCCUCCAUCCCCCUGCUGCGGGUGCAGCGGUGGGGGGGAGGGGAUCUGCAGCCCUGUGCUGCCCUGCAGCCCUGCACGCCCUGCGCGCCCGGCUGUCCUGCUGCCCUGCGCGCCAUGCGCGCCCUGCAGCCCUGCGCGCCCUGCGCGCCCUGCUGCCCUGCAGCCCUGUGCGCCCUGCUGCCCUGCUGCUGCCGCUACAGCCCUUGCUGUUGCCGCUACAGCCCUUGCUGCUGCCCUGCGCGCCCCGCGCGCCCUUCAGCCCUGCUGCGCCCCGCGCGCCCUGCUGCCCUGCUGCCCUGUGCGCCCUGCUGCCCUGUGUGCCCCGUGCAGCAGUGGGGGGAGGGUAUGGGGGUGGCGGGUGUGGGUGCAACUGCGGGGUGGCGGGUAUGGGGUUGGCGGGUGUGUGA